Mizuhopecten yessoensis (Yesso scallop) is the source of this 2028-nucleotide messenger RNA. RefSeq lists its product as uncharacterized. The transcript is spliced from 13 exons. NCBI's taxonomy places the organism in Eukaryota, Metazoa, Mollusca, Bivalvia, Pectinida, Pectinidae. The coding region runs from base 161 to 1609 and encodes 482 amino acids. Gene Ontology annotation, molecular function: metal ion binding. The record is from RefSeq and is a predicted model, not a curated record.
ACAACCACGGGUCAUUUAAGAGAUAAUCGCCAUUCAGACUUCAGACUGAGUAAUCUUAGUGCAUUGCGUGCAGCUCUAUCGAGAUAUAUAGUGAGAUUUAGAGGAUAACAAACCUAUGGGACAGUUGUAGCACGGCUGUUUUGUGGCGCUCGUGAUCUGCAUGAUGGGAACCUACCCACGUGUAAUCAAGUUGGAGGGUGUGGACGUCUUCCCAGCCAGGACGGAAGGGCUCCUUGAUGUGUCCAAUUCGCCAAAUUUUAUCCUUGUCAAGCCCAGUUGGGUAGCGGACGAUGCAGUUUCAUUUUGCGUCCUUUGUAACAAUAAGUUUAACCAGCUUCGACGUAAACAUCAUUGUCGUCAAUGCGGACGAGUUCUGUGUGGAAAGUGCUGCAACGAAAAGGUCCUCUUGCCACAGCUGGGUAUUUGUCAGCCAGAAAGAGUUUGUGAUUCAUGUCUACCUGUCGCCCACCUGGUCACAAAGUCUCGGUCAUCAACACAGCAACAUCAGAUUGAAGGUGCCCAAGGAUUAGUUAAACAGUUGAUAGAACCACAUGGUUUAUGCAGAGUUGUGGAGCUUGGAGGUCUGCAGACUUUGGUGGCUCUGGGCAGGAUCAAUAAUGAAGUACUUGCAAAGUAUGUCAUGAGCGGUCUUCACCAGUUGUCCAUGCAUCACCCUCUACACAGAAUCCUGGUGGAAAUCGGUGUCGUCUGCUCAAUCAGCAGUAUAAUGAUGCGUCCGAGCUGUAUGGAUGAACAGGUUAAACUAGACGGUAUCGGUGCUCUUAUGAUUUUCUGCAAAUCAUCAGAAUUGAGGGCCAAAGUUGUAAAAGAUGGUGUGCUGGACCCAGUUUUAAAGUUGUGUGCCCCUGGCAACAGUUACACGGUGGCCGUCCUGGCAGUAAGCACUCUGUCUCUGGUAGCAGAGAAUCAGGACACUAACGCAAGAAUCAUUGAAAGCGAACACAAGGUCCUGUUCAAUAUCCUCUGUCUCACGGCCUCCAGUGACGAACAGAUGCAGGAGGUUUCACUGAAAGUUCUCGUCUCAUUGUCCCUCGGGUCAACCUUUCACAUGCAUAGGAUAAUACAAGAGGAUUUCACCUGCGGACGGAGUUUAGUGAAGGUCAUGAAAAGCAAGCCCCAGAAUGACCAGGUGUUGGUUAAUUGUGCCUGUCUCGUUAGUAACCUAGCAACCAGCGCUGAAGACCAGGGAGGCUUACAAGAGCUUAUGGAAUGUUUGUGCGAGGUGUUGAGAUUGGACAUUAAGAGCAAGGAACUUGUCAUACAGUUGGCUAGAGGAAUCGCAAACUUCGCUAAAUUCGAACAAAACGCUGACAGACUGAUGAAAUACCUGCCUUUAAUUGUGUUUAAAUGUCUCAAAUCGGGUCAUCAUGCUUCAAAAACGCAUGGGAUUAGAGCUACUCUGCAUCUUUUAUCCCACCGGCCCAACACUGUCACAGAGGAACUUGCCAAGAAUGGAGCUGAGGAGCUAUUGGAUGGCAUUGCCAAACUGCCUGGUCUUACAAAGGCCAUAGAUGCUUCCCUUCUUGUCGACACUCCAGAAAAAUCUUCUUGUACCCUGACAUCCUCUAGUACUGGUGUUCGUUACUGACCUGUGUACCGGACAAGGCCAAACUUUGACCAUGACAAUACAACACUUGACUAGUAUGCUUUAUUGUCUUAGGUACAAUGUAGUAGCUCAUUGUCUAGAGACUUUCUCUAUUGACCAGUGUCCAGUGUAUCAGUCUUCUGUUUAGUCUGCUGACCAAUGUCCAGUGUAUCAAUCUGCUGACCAGUGUCCAGUGUAUCAGUCUAUUAAUCAGUGUUCGCUGUAUCGAUCUGCUGACCGAUACCCAGUGUAUCAAUCUGCUGACCGAUACCCAGUGUAUCAAUCUGCUGACUGAUGUCCAGUGUAUCAAUCUGCUGACCGAUGUCAAGUGUAUCAAUCUGCUGACCAGUGUAUCAGUAUUUAUCAGUGUCCAGUGUAUCAAUCUGCUGACCAAUGUCCAGUGUAUCAAUCUGCUGACCAGU